GAGAAAUUAUGCUGCCAGAGAAGGCUAAGCAUUUGAGUGGCGGGAGAGUGAAGAGGCACUCUUUGCGAAGUGCCGACACUAAACCCUAAAUGUACCUGAUGCUGAAGACGACACUUCGAGUAGCAGCGAUAUUGAUGUUGAAGCCAAACAGCCUGUCGAUGAGGAUGAUCCACGGCUGCCCAAGGGGAUAAGUAAAAUGGAGAGACUCCCUGAUAAGUAUGAAGGCACAGCUGAACGAACACCGCGGCGAAAAAGGGCGAAGGUAAAACAGAUUCAAAAGCAGAACAAAGGAAUUACGAUGUUGAAUUACUUUCAUGAUGUGCAGAAAAACGAUGCCAUUGCGAUCGAGGCAGCUGAAGAAGGAGGUAGCAGAACUAGCUCGAAUAAAGAACACGAUGAAGAAGCAGCAGAUGGAGACACACACUCUAGGUGAUAAGUGUACAUGCU
Molecule: messenger RNA, 447 nt
Organism: Sphaeroforma arctica JP610
Lineage: Eukaryota; Ichthyosporea; Ichthyophonida
Exons: 1
Coding region: 197-433 (78 amino acids)
Source: RefSeq, a predicted model, not a curated record